AGGGGUUUGUCAAGUGAGUCUCUCAAGUGAGCGUAUCAAUGUUUUUGUUACAAAAUUGAGGUUUUUGUUGUUUAUAACUUAUCGUAUGUACAGCAGCAUGGAAGAGACACAUCAAAGUUCUACUGAUCAUCGAGGGUAAGUAUAUCUCUCGAAAGGUCGUAGAGAAUUUCGUCUGUUUUUUAUUUAAUCCUCGCGUAUUUUACCACUUACAUUAAGUCUGCAUGUGUGAAGUUGAGCAAUACUGUAUAAUUUUUGUGUACAAGAAUAAUUACAAAGUAUUUAUAAACCUUAGUUUGUAUAAGUGUUACUCAGAAAUUUGUUUCAAAUCCGCCAGCUCGUAGUAAAUAGUAGAUAACGUCUUUGAAAAUGGACGAGUUAACCCUCUGACAAGACAGUCAGCUGUAUUAUACCUGUAAGACGUUCUUCACGUGAUGUUUAAUGUCAUAAGUCUUAUUUCAUUCCGUUAUUAAAGACAGAUUUGGCUGAUUUCAGGAAUUAUGCAGAAUUGUUAAAAACGAGAGCUGCCCUUUUCAAAUAUGCGAUGGCAAUUUUUUUUCUUUUAUCAAAUCUUGAAAUUAUAUACAAAGAACCUCAAAGCAAUCUUUAAAAAAGAUUUAAAUUGCUAGAUUUAAACCCCUGAUUUUGCCUUCUGGCCUCUUUAAAUUUUUACAGUGGCUAAUAGAAAUUAUCACAACAUUCCAUCUUACUCUCAUUUUCAUAAAAGGUUUUGUUUUAAGGCAACUGUUUAUUUGAUGGCUGAAAAGAAUAUUGAACAGUUGCACUUGUGUUCAGAAGACUCCUCUCUUCUAAUAAAAGAGCCUGUUCUUAGGGUUCAGAGAGUGAAGGGAGAUCAAUAAUAUGCCUUAUUUUGGUGUGUCAGUAUGUUCAUUCAACAGAGGUGUCUGGGGUAUACAUGUUCACUUAUAGUAGAUAUUGGAAGAAAACUUUGGCACUGUGCAAUGUGUACACUCGAUACACAUGAUUCAAAGAUAUCCAUCCAUGAAUUGUAAAACCAAACUUGCUCUUGGUAAAGUGAGAAAACAAAACCUGAAAAUGAGGGUUUUCUACAAUUCUUUACUAAGAAUUAAUAAUUAUCUUUUGGUUUUAUUUCCAGGCUUAAACUUCAAAAUAUUAUUCAGAAAUUGUCUGAACACUGUGAUAUAAAAAACCCACAAGAAUUGGUGAGUGUAUCUGUAAGUACAAAUACAAAAGUAUUGAAGUAUCUACUGAGUGUCUUUCAUUCUGUGUCUCCUCAAAUAUGCAAUGAAUGAAUUACUAUUUGUUGGAGGAGUUCACUCAAGGACAAGUAUACAUUGUGCACAAGUUCUCUAUGAAAAUUCUAUGCCCUUGAGUAUCAAUUUGUAUGUAUGUUUUUCAAAUCUCUUCUAGAGAGAUUUUUUGUGAGCAGUUUGUAAUAAAUAGCUGCAAACUUUAUUUUCUUGAAUGCAAAAUCCUUUGAGAAAUUUACACUGAAGUUAAUUGAAUGCCUCUGUGAUGGUCUUGUAGGAUGUUGAAGACUCUGAUCUUAAAACCAAGAGGUGAGCUUUUUCACUAGAUUGUGGAGAUGUCCAUUCACAUGUCUUUGUUUUUGCUAACAGCUCCAUUCUUUGAUAAGUCCUUGCUAGCUCAGUGCUACCCUUUGGUAGUUCUAUAGGGAAGGAAGCCACAGUCACUGAAUAAAGUGUUGGGAGUCUCAAUUCUUUCCUUUGUGGCUGUAUUAAACAAUCUUGAGGGUUAUUCAUCAAUCAUAUGGCUGUAUUUCAACAUUGUAUUUGGGGCAGAGGGAGGGCCUUGUGACUAGUAGAAGUUGAGUUCAUUGUUUUAAUGCUGAAGAAAAUGUACAUGGAUGUAGACACUGCAUUGAGUCUACAAAAUGUUUUGUCCCACAGAAGAAAGCAAGAAAGCAUCAUAACUACUUCGAAUGGAACUGGCAAUUAUACAUUAGAAAAGGACAUGGACAGACAAAGCAGUGACUCUAAGGCAAAAAGUAAUAUUACAGAAUCUGUGCAGCAUGAGGUGAACAGUGUUAAGAGUUCUACACCACCACGUGAGAGAAUCAGUGCACGCAUAAGAAGUUUAAAAUCUAAGAAGGUGGCUUAUGAAGAAGAGUGGGUUGACCCUGAUCAUAUCAGACUAUCAGGGCAAAAGAUACCUGUGCAGUCAAAUAAAAACUCAGCUCAUGAAGAAGUCAUCAAGACUGUUACAAGAAAGAGAAAACGGAAAGGAGCAAAAAACUUUCAAAGUAUGGAGGAUUACGUGAAUGAAUCACCAUUGAUUCAAGUUGGUAAUCUAGUUGGACUGCGUCAGUGUCGUUUGUGUGCAGUGAUGUUUGUGGAAAAAGAUCAGCUGAUCAAUCAUAUGAAGGCUGUACAUCAUUUAGGUAAGUGAGAGUAGUUUUUAUCAGUCAUGUUAUCUUUGGACUUAUUAACAUAGGCCUGACUUACAUCAGAGAAAUAACAUUCAUAAUCAAGCUUGAAAGGCAGGGUUACAAAGUUUGGACAGUCAUAAUUAUUUUCAUACUCAUUGAUGCUCUGUUGAGUGGCAAAAACAUUGUAGUUCUGAUGAGUGGCAAAAACAUGUUCAAGGUCAUCUUGGAGCCAGUAAACCAAGUGGUGUCUUGUAGUCUCCUCACCAUAUAAAAAUGAUGCUGUAAAUUUAUCUUGUGUUAAAAUAGGCAAAUAAGUGGUGAUGAUGAUGAAGUUUAUGGAAGGGUAUACAGGAAAAUUAUAUCCAUCCUUAUUGUUGCAUAUAUGUGUUCAAAUUGUACAUGCCCACUCUGAGGUAGAGGUCAAGAAUGAUAUGACCUUUAAAAAUGAGACGUUUUUGACAAAGCUUGUGAUUCUCUCUCACAGCCCUGCUAAUUAGUUUUUAAAAUGAUGAAUACCAGGUUACUGGUUAUAAAAUGCUAGCUUUACCAUAUGUAAAUAUCUUUCAUAUAUGCUUUAGUCUAAGGUUGUUAGUGUAUUUGUAGGUUGUACACCACAAUGCUUUAUGCUGUGGUGACUACUAACCUCAACAACAGUCAAGUUCACCUUGCUUUCAAAUUACUGAUUUUCCUCAUCUUGUUUAUGUUUUGAAAUUGAUCUGGUUUGUAGAUGACAAAAUAAACAUCUCUAAAGAAGGUACUGCAGAUGUUUCACAUAGUGACAACAAAGCAAAUGGUAAGAUUUAGGUAAUCCCAUCUGCUAGUUUCUUCAGAUUGACUUCUGAUGCACAGUUUCUUAGUUACUUUUAAUAACAACAUUUAUAAGUCACAGUGAACAUUUAAACAAAUUGCUGCCCUAAUACUUUCCAACAAACCCCCCUUGUGUAGCAGCCUCCUUCACACAAAUUGUUUUGACUCAUGCUAUAGCUUGGACCACCAGCUUGUUUUUCUGUGACUUGUUGCAGGGACAAAUUCUGAGGCAAGAAGCAAUAAUUUCACACAAUGUUUUUGUCUCACAUUGCAAGUGUUCCCUGAAAUAUGUUGCUAUGGCAUGUGGCAAAGCCUGGUAGAUUAAUGAGCUGUGAUAUUAUAUUCUAACAUCUGCAAACAUGUAAUUUUUUUAGCUGUCAGUUAUAGAACUCUGUGACAUUAGCAUCUUUAAGCAUUUACUCACACAUGUUUUGUUAGCCCCACAAGAUAAUAAUUUGUAGCAACAGCUGUGCACAAUUUGAGAAUAUUCUUGUCUUGUAAAAUUUCAGAUGAGAAACCUUUCAAAUGCUCUCAGUGUGAAUCGUCAUUCAGAAAAAGUAGUGGCCUAAAGCAACAUGUAACAAGGCAACAUUCCCUGAGUACACCACAGAAGUUACCUCCAGCUCCAUCUAACCAGGUUUCCACAAAGAAGGGUUGCCCUACAAGUGACAGGCCUUAUGCAUGUCAGGUAUCACAUGUCUUCUUUGUGAAAAGGAUUAUGGUGCAAUCUUAAAUUAGUCUUAUUACUGGAUAAAGUGGUACAUUUCUAGUCCUGCACAAGUCCAUUCAUAAGUAUUGUGAGUUCAAAUUAGUCAGUCCCUCCAUAACAAUCAGGUUAAUGAGUCAACUCCAAUUUUCCCACCAAUGUGCUCUCCAAUACUCUCAUUGAUCUUAGAAAUGAGAUCUAAAUAGUUCAAAACUGAUGUUAAAUCAUGAGGCACAACCAAGUGGUUUCACUGCUAAGUUUUUCGACUGGGGUGCACCUUAGACUUUCUGCAGUCUAAAGUAAUACAGACUUCGUGAGUGUCUCUAUCCUAAUCUAUCCCUAUUAUUACUUUUUAUUGAUGGUGUUAUCACGUGACAGAUCAGAACACUGUUCAUUGGUAACGUUCAUAGUGCCACCGUGGGAUGAGGAAAAGGUUGCAGGUUGUAAAACCUAUCAAUCACUUUGAGAAGAUUGCAAACCAAACAGAGUUGUUUGGGCAGCUUCUCACCAGCCAGCCAUAUCUGAAAGUCGCGAAACUUCAGAUAAAAAACGGCACCUGAGCUCUCUCAAAAUCAACAACUGAUAGUUUAUUUAUUUCUCAAGAUUUAUUUCUUAAUCAUCCGUUACUAUUCUGACUCGAAUAGCAAAACUGUAUCAUUACCCUGAUCUCUGAACACGAGCAACCCAAACUACGAAGACCGAAAACUUGAAAGUCAGGUUUUCAGAAUUCGCGACGUCCGCGAUCGUUCUAUGUUUAUCCAUUUUAGUUAUAAGCAACUGGUGUCUCAAAUGCCCUUCGAUAAAGCAUGACAGGUUUUUUCUAUAAGUUAAACACUUUGCCCAUUUGGUUUUUACUCCGAAGCGACCUGAUGAUGAUUUGUCAGUCCAUGAUUGAUCUACGUUUAUCCAUUUAAGUUGUAUCGUGAAUGCCUGUAGAAUAAGUAUAACGGUUUUCUUUUCUAUAAGUUAAACACUUUGCCCACAUGGUUUUUACUCCGAAGCGACUUGAUGAUGAUUUGUCAAUCCUAAGGGAUUUGACUGUAAUCGUUGUAACGAUAACAAAUGGAGGAAAUCGUUUGUUUUAGGUAUGCGGUAAAGCAUUCAAACGGAAGCACCAUUUACAAGAGCACAGCUAUAUUCACUCCGACGCAAAACCUUACAAAUGUGACACUUGCAGCAAAACAUUUAACCAGAGAAUUUGCCUGACCAAACAUCUUCCAUGCAGAGAACUCGAAAAACAACAAAAGAAACCAAGCUGCAGUAAAACUGGAGACGGCAACACAGCAAAUGUGUUAACACAACAUCAACCUAACGACAGAGAAACAGAAUUAUCUUCAAAAGGAGGUGCCAAAAGUGCAAGCAAACUCAUUAGUGAUUCUGUUUUACUGUCAAGCAACAAUACACACGUCGAGUCUUCAGAAGAGUCACAUCGUAUAAAUGACAAAGAGCAUGACAAUGGCACACUCUCGGUUCAUAUAAGUGGUGGACCCUUGCGUGACAAUCCAGUGUCACAAGACACUGCGAGACCUUUGAUUGGUCACGCUAAUAACGGUGUACAUUCUCAAGAGAUUGUGAAAGAUGAAAAAAAAGUCAUUGGCUUAUCUCUAAGCACGGCUGCUAAAAGUGCAGUAGCAGCAAACGAUCGUACUUGCUCAGUCAAGGAGCCGACGCAGUUGCCACAGGAAGCAACUUAAAAGUACUCUAAGUCUGCUUCUCUGAUUUUGGCUUCCUCUAGCCCUGUUUGUGAUAGUUGAAUCUCAAUAUGCUGUAAAAUCAAGUCUGCGAUAAUGGAUGGUUUAUACGAACAACUCUAUCACAUUUCUGUUUUUUUUUUCAAUCAAAUUAUCAAUUGUUUUUGUUUCAUAAUCAAAUUUGUUGUAAUGUGUCGCAAAACAACAUGAUUAUUUUUUAUCUUUUUCAGUUUUCAUGACUUGUAUAACGAUAUCUACAUUUAUAUGGAAUCUUUCUUGCUCAAACGUGACUUGCAACUUCGUACCUCACUGCAUUCACAUCUUUCUCACAAAUCUUAAUUGGAACUAGUUUCAAGCGAUGAAAUGAUGGAACCUGAGUCAUUUGCCAGAGAAUGUUGGUCUACACGUGCCGUUUCCAAUAAGUUGCAUUUCAGUAACUCAUCACGCACGUUCGGUUUAUUUCCAACUAAAUGCGUAUGAUUUUUGGGGGUUAAAGUUAUUCAUCGAAUUGUAUACAGAACUUAAUCAUCCAUCCAUGCCAUAAAGGUUUAAAAUCACUUCUGUAAUCGUAAUUUAUGAAGAAAAGGAAGUGAGAAGGUUUCAUUGCCUAUCACUCAACUACAUACAGAUGUGACGUUUUUCAGAAUUAUCAUCACUGGCUUAGCCGGCGUGUAAGGGCAUGUACUUAAAUCAGGGGAACAAUUAAUAUACUCGAUAAGAUAUCACAUUAUGUCCAGAAAGUGAUAUUGAACCAGGCAAUCACUGGAGAAAUAAUCACUAGACGAGAGGUUGUGCUCAUUCUGUUUUGGCCAGCC
This is a messenger RNA of Pocillopora meandrina, 6387 nucleotides long. The record is from the annotation of a GenBank genome assembly. NCBI's taxonomy places the organism in Eukaryota, Metazoa, Cnidaria, Anthozoa, Scleractinia, Pocilloporidae.